GGUUCAACAACGUGGGUGGGAGGGAGAUUUAAAGGGGUAGUAAGCUAAGCUCCGGUGGUUCUAUAGAGAGAAACCCUAAAACACAACUCUUCAUUCGCAGCCAGCCCAGAGACUCUCUCUCUCUCUCUCUCUCUCAGACCUCCGCAGAUUCACAGAAUCCUCAUCCGUGUUCUUCGUAGUGAUAAUGGGGGAUACACUUGAUUCGCGACCUCAUGCUUUUUCGAUUAAACUAUGGCCGCCGAGUUUACCAACAAGGCAAUCUCUCAUUAAACGUAUAACCAACAACCUCUCUUCCAAGACCAUUUUUACUGAAAAAUACGGUAGCUUAACCACCGACCAAGCUUCCGAGAACGCUAAGAGGAUUGAGGAUACUGCUUUUACCACUGCUAACCAACAGUUUGAGAGGGAACCUGAUGGUGAUGGCGGUUCAGCUGUACAGCUUUAUGCUAAAGAAUGUAGUAAGCUUAUCUUGGAAGUUCUCAAGAAAGGUCCUGUUGCUAAGGUUGUUGUCAAAAGAGAAUCUGUUUCUGAAGAAGUAGUACCUACUCCUGCUGCUUCUUCUUCUCCCUGUGAAACUUUUUUCGAUAUCUCUAAAGGUAAACGUGCUUUCAUUGAAGCCGAGGAGGCUGAGGAGCUUCUCAAACCGUUGAAGGAGCCUGGUAAUGGUUACUUUAAGAUAUGUUUUAGCAAUAGGAGUUUUGGUUUGGGUGCUGCUCGUGUCGCUGAGCCUAUCUUGGCGUCUUUGAAAGAUCAGCUUAAGGAAGUUGACUUGUCUGACUUUGUUGCUGGACGUCCUGAGGCUGAAGCUCUUCAAGUUAUGAAUAUAUUUUCUGACGCGCUGCAAGGUAGUAUCUUGUUGUCUCUCAACUUAUCAGAGAAUGCAUUGGGUGAGAAGGGUGUUAGAGCAUUUGGGGCGCUGUUAAAAUCUCAGAGCUCUUUGGAAGAGCUGUAUUUGAUGAAUGAUGGUGUCUCUAAGGAAGCUGCACAAGCGGUCUCCGAGUUGAUUCCUUCAACAGAGAAUUUGAGGGUCCUUCAUUUUCAUAAUAACAUGACGGGUGAUGAAGGGGCACUCGCGAUUGCAGAGGUUGUUAAGCGUUCGCCACUGCUGGAGAAUUUCCGGUGCUCUUCCACAAGAGUUGGCUCAGAAGGGGGAGUCGCCUUGUCAGAAGCACUUGAGCAUUGUACUCAUAUUGGGAAACUUGAUCUGCGGGAUAAUAUGUUUGGCACAGAAGCCGGAGUUUCUCUCAGCAAAACUCUUUCAAGCUACAAACACUUGACUGAGCUUUACUUGAGUUAUCUAAAUCUAGAGGAUGAAGGUGCCAUAGCCAUAGCAAACGCUCUUAAGGAGUCUGUUUCACCUAUUGAAGUUCUAGAGAUGGCAGGUAAUGACAUAACUGUUGAAGCGGCUUCGGCCAUCGCAGCAUGUGUAGCAGCAAAGCAAAAUCUGAACAAGUUGAAUCUGUCUGAAAAUGAGCUGAAAGAUGAGGGAUGUGUCCAGAUUGCAAAGAGUAUGGAAGAAGAUCAUUCGAAAUUGCAAUACAUCGAUAUGAGCACGAACUUCAUAAGAAGGGCUGGAGCACGAGCCUUGGCUCAAGUCGUUGUUAAGAAAGAAGCUUUCAAGCUGUUGAACAUUGACGGGAAUAUCAUAUCAGAAGAAGGCGUUGAAGAAGUUAAAGAGAUAUUCAAGAAGUCCCCAGAGUUACUUGGACCUUUUGACGAGAACGAUCCUGAUGGAGAAGAAGAUGACGAUAAUGAGGAAAACGAAGAAGAUGAAGAGUACGAAGGUAACGGGAAUGGCGAGCUGGAAUCGAAGCUGAAGAACCUUGAAGUUAAUCAGGAGGAUGAUUAAGUCUGUAAUGUUUGGUUGGUACUUUUCAAUGUUUUUGUUUGUUUUGUACCAGGAUUACUUUAGCCGGCUGCUACAAGGAUGAAAUCGUAUUGAGACUUUAUUUUUGCCGAUGGCUUUUUGUUAAAAGAGAGAUUGUAUCGCUAUUAUAAAAUGGAGUAGCUGUUUGUUUGGUUUAGAUACGAUUUAAACUGGGCGAACAUUGAUUUUAUAUCA
This is a messenger RNA of Camelina sativa (false flax), 2062 nucleotides long. Its product is annotated as RAN GTPase-activating protein 2. The record is from RefSeq and is a predicted model, not a curated record. Gene Ontology annotation, molecular function: protein binding; GTPase activator activity. Lineage: Eukaryota; Viridiplantae; Streptophyta; Magnoliopsida; Brassicales; Brassicaceae.